GAAAAGUAGCAAAGUGUAAAUGGCUGGUCUGAAGCAUGGAGUGAUUGCCUUGUUUGAUGUUGAUGGGACUCUCACUGCCCCCAGGAAGGAUGUUACUCCGGAAAUGUUAGGAUUCAUGCGUCAACUCAGGAAGGUUGUUGCAGUGGGAAUUGUGGGAGGAUCCGACCUUUAAGAACUUAAGAUAACAGAGCAGCUUGGAAAGGCGAUUCUUGAUGACCACGAUUAUGUAUUUUCUGAGAAUGGUCUUCUGGCUCACAAAAAUGGGAAGCUCAUUGGCAAACAGAGCUUGAAGACACAUCUUGGAGAUGAUAAGCUGAAGGAAUUCAUCAAUUUUGCACUUCACUAUAUUGCUGAUUUGGACAUACCGAUAAAGAGGGGUACAUUUAUUGAGUUCCGAAGUGGGAUGAUCAAUGUAUCACCAAUUGGGCGAAACUGUAGCCAAGAGGAAAGAGAUGAAUUUGAAAGAUAUGACAAGAUUCAUAAUAUACGCCCAAAAAUGGUUUCUAUCCUUCGUGAGAAGUUUGCCCACUUUAACCUGACAUUUUCCAUUGGAGGACAGAUAAGCUUUGAUGUUUUUCCUCAAGGUUGGGACAAGACAUACUGCUUGAGAUACCUAGAAGAAUUUCAAGAAAUCCAUUUCUUUGGUGAUAAAACUUACAAGGGAGGAAAUGACCACGAAAUUUAUGAAUCCGAACGAACCGUGGGUCAUACAGUUACCAGACCUGAAGAUACAGUCGAGCAGUGUGAAGCUCUCUUCUUCAGUUCCUGAAACCAAUCUCAAAUGAAUCCCAGUUUUUUAACAAUAAGCAAAAUUUGUAUGCCAUAUGUAACUCUAUAUAUUACGAGACAAUGUUGAGCAGAAGUUGGAAAUUUGUAGUAUUUAGACACAAGAUGUUAUGUCUGCACUGUAUCUUGUACCAUUUGUUUCUAUAUGUCAAUCUAAAAAGCAAUUUCCUUCCUCUUCUCUG
Messenger RNA from Argentina anserina (silverweed cinquefoil), 968 nucleotides. RefSeq names its product phosphomannomutase. Lineage: Eukaryota; Viridiplantae; Streptophyta; Magnoliopsida; Rosales; Rosaceae. The record is from RefSeq and is a predicted model, not a curated record. Gene Ontology annotation, molecular function: phosphomannomutase activity. Gene Ontology annotation, cellular component: cytosol. Gene Ontology annotation, biological process: GDP-mannose biosynthetic process; mannose metabolic process; protein N-linked glycosylation.